Molecule: messenger RNA, 2772 nt
Organism: Spodoptera littoralis (African cotton leafworm)
Lineage: Eukaryota; Metazoa; Arthropoda; Insecta; Lepidoptera; Noctuidae
Source: the annotation of a GenBank genome assembly
AUGGAGCAGAAGACGAUGAUAAUGUGCCGGCACCGAGGCAGCUCACACUGGAGAGGCAGCUCAACAAGUCCGUGCUCAUCGGCUGGACUGCUCCUGAAGGAGUGCAGCAAGCCAACAUCGAGAGCUACCACGUGUACGUCGAUGGAGUACUCAAGACGACUGAAGGCCUCAGAACGCACACGAGCGCUCGUGGAAGGAGUAGACUCAAAUCGGCCGCAUCGCAUCAGCGUGCGGUCGGUGACAGUAUCGCGACGCACAUCAAGAGACGCAGCUUGCACAAUGGUGAUCGGUAGAGACACAGCCAACAUGGGCCCAACUUGUGUCAGGGCCAGUGGAGUGACCUGCUCCCAGGCGGUGAUCUCGUGGCUACCCGCUAACUCAAACCACCAGCACGUCGUCUGUGUUAAUAACGUUGAAGUUCGAACAGUGAAACCAGGGGUGUACCGUCAUACUAUCACAGGUUUAUCACCAAGCACACAGUAUCGGGUAACCGUAAGGGCUAAGCAUUUAAGAGCUGGUCCACCACAGUCUGGGAUUCCGAUCGAAGAGGCUCCGGGAGCUUACACAGACUUCAGAACUCUGCCUAAGGGACUGCCGGACCCACCAAAUGAAAUUAUGGUGGAAGCGGGACCUCAGGACGGGACCCUGCUGGUGACUUGGCAGCCGGUCCUGCGCCCGCCCGCCUCGGGCCCCGUCACUGGGUACGCUGUGUACGCCGAUGGCAAGAAGGUGACCGACGUGGAUUCUCCAACCGGUGACCACGCUCUCAUCGACAUUGGCAAACUGAUCGGCCUCAAUCCUAAAUGUGUCACCGUACGUACAAAGUCUCGAGACAGUCAGUCUAGUGACAGUGCACCGACGCCGAUACCCCCCGCGGUCCUGCGCGGUGUAGCGACGCGCAUGCCGCGCGGGCCAGGGCCGGGGCCCAACCAGCCGGGCCCCGUAGGGUACCGGGGCGGCCCCGUGCAGCGCCCCCAGCCCUACCAGCACCACCAGCAAGUUAUCGAGCACGAUGAGAAUCUCUCCGAUAAGGAGAUAUUCCCAUCUGCUAACAGACACGACCCACACGCAGCUCAGCCUACGAGUGGAUUCGGCACAGGCCUCCUAAAGAGUAUAUUCGACAAAAUAACCCCUUCGCAAUCGGGGAUACCGGCCAUCGAAAUCACUAAAGAGAGCACGACGGAGCCUGGUAGCGAGGACGAGGAGGCGACGCGCCGCCGCCCGCAGCAACCGUCCCAACCAACGCAAGCGUCGCAGCAGCAAUCGGGUCAGCCGUACCCGAGUACACAAGCCUACCAUGGCACGCAGCAACCCCAAUAUCCACCAGCCGGCCAGUUCCAAAGUAACCCGGCGUACCCCGGGGCGGGCGGGGGCCCCGGCGCGCCGCAGCAGUACCAGAACCCUCCUCCCCGCAACCACCACGAGCGAGGCCGCCCUCCUAACCCUCACCAGGUCGGACAUCACAACGAGCAGCAACAACAACAGCAGCAACAACAACAACAGCAGCAGCAACAGCAACAGAACCAGCAGGGCAGCGGCAUGCAGUACACAGCGCGCGGGGGCCCGCCACCGGGGCCCCGCGGGCCCCAGCCGGGCGCCAGGCAUGCACAAGCCCAUCCUCAGUCGAAGAGAAGCCGCUACUUCAUCGCCCUAUUUGACUACGACCCAACCACCAUGAGCCCGAACCCUGAAAGCUGUGACGAAGAACUGCCAUUCAGUGAAGGAGAUACUAUCAAGGUUUGGGGUGACAAAGACGGCGACGGUUUUUACUGGGGCGAGUGUAGAGGUCGCCGUGGCUACGUGCCUCACAACAUGGUGAUGGAAGUGUCGGAACAAGAGGUCACUGGCCAGCCUCCCAAGCGAGACCGCUGGGCCGACGCCUACGCCAACCAGCCAGUAAGACGCAUGGUCGCACUCUACGACUACGACCCUCAGGAACUCAGUCCCAAUGUGGAUGCAGAUGCUGAGCUGAGCUUCCAAACGGGUCAAAUCAUCCACGUGUACGGAGACAUGGAUGACGAUGGGUUCUACAUGGCUGAAAUUGACGGCGUCCGUGGUCUUGUUCCGAGCAACUUCCUCGCCGAUGCAAACGACCAGUACGGGGCACCUGGUCAGGGCAAUCAAGGGGUCGCGGGCAUGUCGUCGGGCGCUAAUGCAGGGCGCGGGGCGGGGCGGGGGCGCGGCGCCGGUCCACUGCCCGGGCCGGGGGCGCGCGGGCCCCCGCCCCCGCCGCGCGAGAACGUGGCGCACCACGGGGCACACGGGGCCCACGGCGCGCAUGGGGCGCAGGCCGCGCCGCGUAACCAGCACCGCCGCGCAGAUGCCUGCCCUCCUUCCUCUAUGUUAGACCACAACACAUGCGCCAGUAAUCCAGAACAGGCGAAUUCUCAGCAUGAUACACAGAGUGACUUAGGUAUUGAUGCGAGGGCGAGAGGCGCGGCGAGCGGGCCGGCGCCGAACACGAUCGCGCGCACGAGCGCUGGUAACACCGGCACUCCGCCCGUGCAGUCGCCCGCCGCGCCCCCGCCCGGCGCCGCCCCCGGGGGGCCAGGGUCGCUGGGGGCGCUGGGCGCUCCGACCCCCGCCUCGCCGGCGCGGCGCGCAGGCCCCGCCGUGGUGCCGGCGCCCAACGUGCAGGUUCCCGCGACGUCGACCCCGGCCACGCAGCCCAACCUCAUGCAGAAGUUCUCCGAAAUGACGGCGCCGGGAGGGGACAUCCUCAGCAAAGGCAAAGAACUAAUUUUCAUGAAAUUUGGGCUGGGGGGGAAAUAG